Paracoccidioides lutzii Pb01 is the source of this 780-nucleotide messenger RNA. RefSeq lists its product as hypothetical. The record is from RefSeq and is a predicted model, not a curated record. The coding region runs from base 1 to 780 and encodes 259 amino acids. The transcript has a single exon.
AUGAAAAUCAGUCUUCAUCCUUCUCAAGCACCAGAACUGCUUUUAUCUGUCAAUCAGUCAAUAUCAGAUACAAGCGACCACAGGGUAACCCAAACCGCCCUUCCAUCGUCUAUUCUCCUUGCAAAUCUGAUCCCGGCAAUCCUCCUCCUAAUAUACGCCCUCCACAUCCUCCAUCGGAUCCUGCAAUUUUGGAAUAUUAUCGCAAUCAAACGGCCAUUCGGAAAACUAGGCUCAAAGCUCUUGAAUAUAAAGGGGGCAUGGACAGGACGAAGCCGGAGGAAAGACGGAUAUGUUCAUAUCAACACUCACUGUAGCCCUGACGGUGGUCGCGACAGGGGCGAAUGCAGUGACGGAAGUUAUGAGGAGAUUGAACUGGGAGGCGAGCAGAUGGACGGCCCGGGGAAUGGAAAUGGCAUGGACAUUUUAACCUCAGACCCAGCCACUACUUCUGAUCUUCUUUCGGCCCACGAAUGUGAAUAUUCUGCCACACAGUAUACACACCUAGAUUCCCCGAACGACCCACGACGAGAAACCUCCCCAUAUGGUCAGGCGCCUUUUCCCAAAGAGCAGCAAAUGGACGAAUUCGACAUUUCUAAAUAUAUCGAUUCGGAGAAGUUGAUGUUUCGAGAUGGCGUGCUCGCGGUGCGUAGUAUUGGGAGUGAGAGGGGUUGUGUUGAAGAGGGUGAAAAUGGGGAAGAGGAGGAUGGAAGUUUAAGUUUGAGGGUGCAUAGGACUGUUGAUUGGGCGGUUGACAAGGCCAUCUGUUGGCUGGAAGGGUGA